Messenger RNA from Stereum hirsutum FP-91666 SS1, 4111 nucleotides. RefSeq lists its product as uncharacterized. The record is from RefSeq and is a predicted model, not a curated record. Lineage: Eukaryota; Fungi; Basidiomycota; Agaricomycetes; Russulales; Stereaceae. Gene Ontology annotation, molecular function: protein binding. The transcript has 9 exons. The coding region runs from base 1171 to 3831 and encodes 886 amino acids.
AUGUCAAAUAGGCUGUUCUUCCCUAUGGAGUCGAAUAUGAAUGAACCUCCACUCAAGCGCCGCCGCGAAAACGAGACUCCCGGUUCGUCGCGAACAGGAGGUUCCUCAGGCUCCGCGAGCUUUGAGAAAGACAAGGACGUCUGGUUAGAUGACGGCAACGUCGUCCUGGUCUGCGAGGCCGGCGCUCAUCGAACCGGGUUUCGAAUAUACAAGGGCCUUCUCUCACAGCGAUGCGAGGUCUUCCGGGACAUGUUUUCGGUCUGUGACGCGUCGCAGACAGGAGACGAGAUGUACCAAGGAUGUCCUGUGAUCUUUAUGCAUGACGCACCAACGGACAUUCGGCGACUUUUGAUGUAUAUCGUGGACCGAGACUUCGCCAAGGAUGUAAAAACACUUACCCUUGACGAGCUUGCCAGUCUUCUUCGCAUGUCUACGAAAUACGUUUUCCCGUCCCUUCGACAAUCCGUCAUCGCUCAUCUCAAAGUCCUCUACCCGUCCACGCUCGACGACUUCCUCUCCAUAGACCGCCUAACCAUUCUUCCAGUCGACUUCAACGGCAUUACGGGUGUUCACCUUGGUCUCGAGUGCGAUGUCCCGGUCAUCGUCCCCGUCGCGUACUACCUCUGCUCAAUCAUCAGGCCUACAGAACUUCUCCACGGGAUUAAGGUCGAAGGCAUAGGCAUGCCUAUCAAGCUGUCUGAGACUGCACAUGACGCUCUGGCCACAUUCCAAGAACGCUGGUCGGUUACGGCGGCCACCACAGCCUUGCAAAAUAGGCCAUCUUUCGACUGCGUGGUCGCUCGCUGCCGAAAUGGAUACCCGAGGAGUCUAUCGAUGCAAGAUGUUCUCAUGCAGAACCCCUUGCUGAUACUAGGCGAAUGUUUCUUUUCAACUCAGGAAGAUUCAUACAGAAACGACGACCUAUGUGCUAACUGCGCGCGGAGUUUGGAUCGCAGGCGAGUGAGUAUGCAGAAAUCGGCAUGGUCAAAGUUGCCGUAUUGUUGUAACCUGGGCACCUGGGAGGAGCUGCAGAAGAAAUGUUAGAGACUGCUCAUCUUCUCGCUCUCGUUUGGCAAGGAAUUGCUCAAGACGUGCGAACCGGAGUGGCGAUAUUGGACAGGGAUCGUCCGAGUUGCUCUACGGACCCAAGACGGGAUUCCUGCGCACGUCAUGUCUAUAGCGUAUAACACAUGCAUAGCACAAUUCGACCUCGACCGCCAACACCCCUUCCUCACCGCCGCCAACGACGACGACGACCCCCUCAACGACGGCGCCGCCAGCAUGCCCGCGCCCUAUGCUCCAAACCAGAUGCAGCAACCACUACCCGCUCUUUACCUCUAUCCCCUCAAUGACUCUUUCCUCCCAAAACACAUCCAUCUCCCACAGGGUCCCCGAGUCAAGAUUGGGCGCCAGACGAACGUCAAGACCGCGCCGGGAGAGAGAAAUGGUUUCUUCGACUCGAAGGUGCUCAGUAGACAGCACGCGGAGGUCUGGGAGGAGAAUGGAAAAAUUUACAUCAAGGACGUGAAGAGCUCGAACGGCACCUUCAUCAACGGCGAGCGGCUCAGUCCUGAAGGCGCAGAGUCGGAUCCCUUCGAGCUCAAGACGGAUGACAUUGUCCACCGCCAGCGGGGAGAGAGCAACCGGCUUGCGGGAAAGGUUAAUGCACUGCAGUCGUCUUCGCGAGAUCCUCGGCCCUUUCGAGAGCAAUGGGAAUUCGGUAUUGACAUCGUCGGGGAAGACAACAAGACCAUUAUCCACCACAAAGUCGCCGCCCGCGUCGUCUGUGUCUUCACCGAACAAGACGCCCAAUCCGCCGCGCGCGCCGAACAGCAUCAAAACCCACCACUCGCUAAUCUCUCUUCCCAACCUAAUGGUAGCGGCAGCGCAUUCAACUUUGCAGGCUCGCAAGGUCCAGGCCCUGGACAAUCUCAACGACGACCAGCGAUGCAGCAGCAAGCCCUCGCCGGGAUGGGUGGCAUGGGCGGCAACAUGCGACCGCCGGGAAAGAGUGGCCUCACAUUCGACCAUAUCCUGAAUCGUCUCCAGGGCGAGCUCCAAAAGACGCGCGAGACUGGUGCGGAGCUCCAUUCUCUGACGGGCGCGAUGAGUGACAUCCAUGAGACGCUUGGUGGCAACUUGCCUCAGCUUCCCCCAUACCCACAGUCCCUCCCGCCUGUCAUGCCACCACAGCCUUCUCCGCCACAGGCCACCGAUGCCCACCCGAACGGCCAUAAUGUCAACGCUUCCUCUUCCUCAUCCGCACUUGCCGAGCUCCAAGCUCAACUUCAAGAGACUCAAAUGUCGCUCGCUACUCACAUGGACAAGAUCCGCUCGCUGGAAGGCAUGCUCGCGGAGCAUGAGGCGAUCAAGCGUGAAGUGAGCACGCUCCGCGAAAUGAUGGAGGACGAAAAGCGCGAACUGGAGAUGGUCCGCGGGCGGCGGAGAUCCAACACGGUCCGUGCCGAUGACGGUGAUGGCGACGGUGAAGAGGGAGAGUUCGUUGGCGGGCAUCAUGACGAUGACGAUGACGCACGGAGCAUCUCGACAGUCACGCCACACGAGCUCGAGCGAGUCGAGGAGGAGGACGAAGAGCAGUUGGCGGCGGAGCAAGAAGAGGAGGAGCGGCGGCGGCAGCAGAGGGAGGGUGAGGAGUCCAUGACGAGACCAAGGACGCCAGAGCCCACCGGGAUGGGGAUCCGUAUGGACGACGAGUACGAUGGAGGGAGGGGAUCGAGGUCACCAUCGCCACCACAACGCGACCGUCAUGCGAUGUCGAACGCGAGGGAGAACGAUAUGACCGAUCGGCUCGACCACCUUUCUACGCAGCUCGAGUCGGCCUUGGAGCUUUCUCGCGCCCUUCAGGUUUCCCACGCUACCGCUCAAACCACUAUUUCACUCCUCGAGUCGAAGGUCACCUCGCUCGAGUCGCUCGUGCAGGCAUCUCAAACCCAGGUGGCAGAGGUGCAGGCUACCGUGACAGAGACGAGGGAGGAGGAGCGCAAGUCGUUGAGCGAGAUGGUCAAAGAGUGGAAGAAGGGCGUCGAGGGGCAAUGGAGCGGUGUCAGGGAGGAGUGGCGGGAAGAGCGAGAGAGGUUGAACAAGGCGAGGGAGGAGUGGGAGAGGCGGGUCGUGGGUGUAGAAGCAGGUGUCACGCGAGUUGGGGAUAAAGUCGAGAAGGCGGUCGCCUCGCUCGCUCAGCAGCAGCAGCAAGCGAGCCAGAACGGCAACGCCAGACCAGAAGUCGGACUCGUUACCCCUCCUAGCCCGCGUAGCCUCUCCUCCGACUCAGGCAAGCAGAGAUCUAGGAGAAAGCGUUCGACAGCGUCGAGAGGCAGGCCUCGAUCCAACUCGGCGGGCUCGAAAAAGGAGAAGAUUGGGGACGCGGAUGCGGAUGUUGACGCGGAGGGAUACACGAGCAGCUCUGAAGGCGCGACGUUGCUCAACGACGGAACGGACGACAAGGCCUCCUCGAUCCACCGACAUCUGCAGGGAUCGAGGACGAGGAGUCCUUGGAUGCACGACGACUCGGAAGAUGAGGAUGCGGAUAGACGGUUCGGUGGUAAGGGCGGUGAGAAGGAGAGGAAGGGAUUGGUAGGGGCGGGCAAGUAUCCCAUCACGCCUGAUUCUUCAGUCAGAAAGUCAUCGACUGGUUCGAUGACUACGAUGGGGACAGAAGAAGAUGGGUUACAAGGCCCUGCUCCGGCAGACAAGGAUAUGGUCCCCAUGAACUCACUGGCGCGACAGAAUAUGCAGUAUUCGACAGCCGUGGGGGUUAUCGUGCUAAGUGUGGCGGCAGCCGCGGUCCUUUGGAGAGUAAAGGCAGAGUAAACCAUCGUCUUUCAUAGCUCAUACUUCUAUAUCAUCUGGAUACUGGAUUCACUUACCUUCUCUUUAGUCGCCUCGAUACAUAUUCUCUCGCAUAGCUUGAUCUGGUGUGGCCACUCACGUCUCUGCGUAUCCUCCACCGCUCUUAUCUUCCUCUAACUAUAGCUACAACUCAAUAUGCAUGCAAUACCUCUAGUCCGACCUUUUUUGUUUUCCAUUUUCCAUUUUAACCUUUACUCUUUUUAUUAUAUCGAUGAAUCCGUCAUGACCACUCUCGUUUCCC